GCACUGCCGAGCUCUCUAGCCUUCCUCUGUCCCUGCCUGGGAGGGUGUUACUGGCCGGUCGCCUACUUUCCUCAGGUGAUUCUCGCCACAGCCUAUUGCCUGCGGCGGCCGGCGCAAUUUAGUUGCAGUCCCCAAAGCGUCCCAGAGUCCCUCCGGAGAGGCAGCGGCGAGUCCAUGGAGAAGGGUCCGGUGCGGGCGCCGGCGAAGCCGCGGGGCGCCAGGUGCAGUAAUGGGUUCCCCGAGGGGGAGCCACCGCGACCCGGGCCGAGCGGGCCGGCAGAGAAACCGCCCCGGCCGGAGACCAAGAGCGUCCAGCCGGCGGACGGCUGGAAAGGCGAACGGCCCCGGAGCGAGGAGGAUAAUGAGCUGAACCUCCCCAACCUGGCAGCCGCCUACUCGUCUAUCCUGCGCUCGCUAGGCGAGGACCCCCAGCGGCAGGGACUGCUCAAGACGCCCUGGAGGGCGGCCACAGCCAUGCAGUUCUUCACCAAGGGCUACCAGGAGACCAUCUCAGAUGUCCUAAAUGAUGCUAUAUUUGAUGAAGAUCAUGAUGAGAUGGUGAUCGUGAAGGACAUAGAUAUGUUUUCCAUGUGUGAGCAUCAUCUCGUUCCAUUUGUUGGAAAGGUAAGGUUUUCUCUGUUUCCUAGUAAUUUUAAAAAGCACAUUAAAGUUUUUAAAUUAGGAUUAUUAUAUUUAAAAUCGAUUGUAGAAAUCUAUAGUAGACGAUUACAAGUUCAAGAGCGGCUGACGAAACAAAUUGCCGUGGCAAUCACAGAAGCCUUGCGGCCUGCUGGAGUGGGGGUGGUGGUUGAAGCCACACACAUGUGUAUGGUAAUGCGAGGGGUGCAGAAAAUGAACAGCAAAACUGUGACCAGCACGAUGUUGGGUGUGUUCCGGGAAGAUCCAAAGACUCGGGAAGAGUUUCUAACUCUCAUUAAGAGCUGAACUUCAGCAUGUGUCAUGUGCUUUGAGGAUCGUGCCACUAGUAACAUUGUUUGGUCUUAAUUGUUUGUACAUUCCAUUUUCAAUUGUUACAGAUGUGAACUUUAUUCCUUGUCACUAAUGGUGUUUAAUAAUUAUUUAUAGCAAAUCAAAUAAAAAUAAUUAACAAAGGGGUGAGCCCUCUACUUUCUUCUUGCCACCUUUUAGUGGUAACUUUCAAGGAAACCGCCCAUAGUGUAAGUUACAUGCACAAAACCACUGCCAUUGGGAUAACCUUGAGGGUGCUGGGAAGGAAGAAAAAUUCA
Messenger RNA from Ailuropoda melanoleuca (giant panda), 1247 nucleotides. RefSeq names its product GTP cyclohydrolase 1 (gene GCH1). The transcript is spliced from 5 exons. NCBI's taxonomy places the organism in Eukaryota, Metazoa, Chordata, Mammalia, Carnivora, Ursidae. Gene Ontology annotation, cellular component: cytoplasm. The record is from RefSeq and is a predicted model, not a curated record. Gene Ontology annotation, biological process: tetrahydrobiopterin biosynthetic process; tetrahydrofolate biosynthetic process. Gene Ontology annotation, molecular function: zinc ion binding; GTP cyclohydrolase I activity; GTP binding. The coding region runs from base 175 to 945 and encodes 256 amino acids.